Molecule: messenger RNA, 7217 nt
Organism: Diprion similis
Lineage: Eukaryota; Metazoa; Arthropoda; Insecta; Hymenoptera; Diprionidae
Product: zinc finger protein 608-like
Exons: 7
Coding region: 1308-6287 (1659 amino acids)
Biological process (GO): regulation of transcription by RNA polymerase II
Cellular component (GO): nucleus
Source: RefSeq, a predicted model, not a curated record
AGAUAGCCGACAGCGAGAAACACGCGACGAACGGAGGGAACGAACGGACCGAACGUUCGUCGGUUGUUCGGCUCGACACGGAGGCUCGUUUCGACGACGGCUGGUGGGAUUUGUGUGUUGUUCCUCAAAUAUAGUAAUAUUAUUACGGGAAAUACAUGUCGGUGAUGUCGUUAAAAAACCACUCAGUCAGUGCAUCGAUCGUCGUGUUGAUUACGUGCUAAUUGUAACAAAUAUGUAAAAAAAAAAGAAAAAGAAAAACAACAAAAGAAAGAAAAGAAAAGAUAGGAAAGAAAAACGACUAGUCAAGUGCUUAGGAUCCAGUUUUUUUUAAAAUUUUUUUAUUUUUUUUCACCUUCUUUCGUUCUAAAGGUAAUAGUUUAAUUGAAAAUAGAUAAAUCAGAUAGUUCGAAAUAGUAAAUGAUAUAAAAAAUGUAAACUGUGCGGUGCUUCUAUACGAAAUGGCCAUUUUUACGCCGGCUAGUGCCCAAAGGAACUACUACCACCACCACCGCCACCGAUAUCACCACACCAACACAAGCAGCUAGGUGUGCCCGCUUGGUUUUCUGGAUACAACGAGGGAUCGCCUGCACGCACACGAUCUCACGGAGGCAAUGAUACGGCAGCUGCUGUCGCAAGGAGCGGAUACAAGACACGAGGCCGGGAGCUGGUCUCUUUUUUGAGAGAAUUUAUAUGAGAAAACAAGCACUCGCAAAAUAAUAAAAAUAGAAAAUCCGCGAGAGAAAUUAGAGAGUGAAACGAAGUAUCGGAUAACAUUUGUUUCCCAGAAGGUAAAAAUAUCGUAUAACGAACGUGAAAAUAAACGAAGAAACGAACGAAUGGCGGAAAAGAACAAAAAGGAAUACAACGACAUGAUAACAACAACAACGCCGGUACUACGGUAGCGCCGGGAAGGGAGAAAGAGGAAGAAAGGGAAGAAAGAAAGAAAGAAAGAAGUAAGAAAAGGAAGAAGAGGAGAGAGAAAAAGAGAGAGAGAGUGAGAAGAGCCGCGACGACGGAGGGAAGAACGGAGAGUGGCGGCGGUAGCGUUGCAGCGCGGCGACGAGGCUCGAGUCGCGGGCGCCUAAACCGAAUCGUAAAUUCCAACGGAAGCGGAAGCCGUCGAAGCGAUAGAGAGUCGAGGAUUAAAUCAGAGGAGUGAUGUGUCCGAUGGACGCCGCGUGUAGGGCGGGCGGAGGUUGCUGCAGGGGCUACACCGCGACUCUGAACGAGACAAAGUUUCGCAGGAGCGAGGUUGCGUGUUCGGUGACCACCAGGCUGGCGGGUACAGGGGCAGCGGUUUCAAGGGCAUGGCGACCACGCCAAUAGGCGGUCGCCUCCCUAACCCGAUUCGCAAAGGCUCGACAGGACCGACGGCCGCAUCUUCUACGGACGAUAGAUCGGCGACGAGCCUCCGUAGGAGCAGCAGGGACCUGCAGGUCGGCCGUGAAAGAGGCGGUGGCGGAGGCGGCGAACGCAGGCAUCAACCCGCGCGGGGCACAGUGGCCGCGAUUCUCGAGCAAGGGGACGAGCACGAGGACGACGACGACGAGGACGACGACGACGGCGGCGGUGAGGAGGAGGAGGAGGAGGAGGAGGAGGAUCGGGAGGUCCGAGUCGGAGUCGAAGUUCGGCCGGACUUGAAGAACACGGCAGCAGCGGCGGGAGACGCGGCCGCCGCUAACAGCAACAACUUUGAGUACGACGACAACGAGUGGGACAUCGGUAUCGGGGAUCUGAUAAUCGACCUGGAUGCUGACAUCGAGAAAACGAGGGACGAGAAACUGAGCCUGGGGACAGGCAUGGCCUCGACGCCUGCCUCGGCCACGACGAACAAUCCUGCUAACAAUCAGAGCAUCGCAAACGGCCCGGGCGGCGCGAACUCGUGCAACAACGUCGUCUUGAACGUGAACUCUGUUAACUCGGUGAACUCGUCAUCUUCCGCAUCGUCGUCUUCCAAUUCCUGCGGCAGUAAUUCGAGCUCCUGUAACUCGGGAGCAUCCGGAAACACUUGCGGCAGCGGCAGCGGCGGAAGCGGAGGAGGAGGAGGAGGAGGUGGAGGAUCUACCGCCGGUGGCGUACUCCAGCAGAUAUCCUGCAGCAACGGCAACGGCGUGAACGGUUCGUCGGCUGCAUUGAACACGGUGAGCACCGGUAUAUCGUCGGUAGUGGCGAGUUCCGGUAAGCCCUGCGGGCCGAAUGCUGCGGGUCAUACCGCCGUCGGCAAUACGACCAAAAUGGCUGUUGAACACUCGGCCACGGUGGACAAGGGCCUCAAGAUGAAAAUAAAACGCACCAAGCCAGGGACGAAGACGAGCGAAGCCAAGCACGAGAUCGUCAAGUCCAACGAAUUGAACGGUAACGCGUCGGCUCAGGACGCCGUGGCGCAAUUGACCGGUCAGAAUUCGCAGGGCGGUAACGGGGGUAACAAUAACGGGAGUAACGGGGGGAGCGGAAGCGGGGCGAGUUCGGCAAACGAUUCCUCGUCUUCGUCCUCGGCCUCGAACUCCUCGUCGGGAUCCACGGGUUCGAACAAGUCCAAGUCGUCCCACCUUUCCGCAUCCGUCGCAACGCCAUCGAGCACGUCGACGGCAUCGAAGCGGGGAUCGAGCGGACACAGACGCGACAAGGCUCGCGACAAACACGAGAAACCCCAGGGAUCGUCUUCUUCCUCUUCGUCUUCUUCGUCGUCUCACGGUGGCGCGAAUCAACAGUCGAAGCCCGAGAUGAACGGAAACGCGCGAUCCGGAAACCAGAGUCAAGCCUCGGCGAGUUCUCAGGGCCCGACGCCCGCCGCCGCGGCGCCCCAGCAGCCCCCGCAGUCCUCGCAAACGGCGAACUCGAGGACCGGAUUCCCCGUCAAUUCCCAGGGUCCCAGCCCCCCGGCCACUAGCGCCGCCGCCCCCUGCCCUCCCCCGAGUCCGGCUAGCGCGACGGCCGCCGGAUCCGCGGCUAAACCCGAACAGACCAAAGUCGCCGCGGUUCCGGGACCCGCGAUCGCCGUGCCCCCCGAGGACUCUUCCGACACCGCGACGAGUCCACCCCCGGCGAAGAAAUUCAAGACCUCCAAUUCCACCCCGGAACCAAAGGACAUGUCUGACGUCUGCGUGGGGACCAGCGUGGGCACAAUCACGGAGCCCGAAUGCCUGGGGCCCUGCGAGCCCGGGACUUCGGUCACCCUCGAGGGCAUUGUCUGGCACGAGACUGAAGGAGCAGGUGUAUUGGUCGUGAAUGUGACGUGGAGGGGCAAGACCUACGUGGGUACGCUCCUGGACUGCACCCGACACGAUUGGGCCCCACCGCGAUUCUGUGAUUCGCCGACGAGCGACUUGGACGCGAGGACGCCGAAGGGUCGCGGCAAACGAGGCCGAGCUGCGGCGAACUCGACGCCAGGAAACGACCUGAGCAACUUCACAGAGACCCGCAGCUCCGUUCAUAGCAAAUUGCGAAACGGUGGUGCGAAAGGACGCCGCGGCGCCCAAGGAUCCCCUGCGGCCAGCCCCAGCCCUGCGGCCUUCGUGCCGCCCCGACCUGACCCCGCGGCGAAGCGGAAAUCACGGGGUCCGGAAGAGGAGGAGAAAAACAAGCGGCGAGCACCCCCGCCGACGCCGCCUAGCGGCUCACCACCCGCGAGUCCGGUUCUCCUUGAGUGCCCCGAACCGAACUGCAGCAAGAAGUACAAACACAUAAACGGACUCAAGUAUCACCAGAGCCAUGCCCACGGGUCGGCCGACGACGACGAUACCAAGGAGGCUAUCACCAGCAUGUCGGAGAACGACGAGAGCAAUAUCGAGGCCCCGAGUCCGGCUACCCCGGUCAAGUCUCCGGCCGACAAACCGGAGGGCACCCCUCUCAGAGCGAGCAGUCCCCCGACCGCCGCGAUGCCCCCGGAAACGCCACCACCCCCACCUCGGGUGCCAUCGCCUGGCAUCGAAUCCGCGACCCCGGUAAUGCCCGAGAAGAGCAUCGUCAAGCCGGGCGUCCUCAGGUUCGGCCAAGACGAUCUUCCCGCGCCUGUUUCGACGGCUCCACCUCCACGGCCCGUUCAGCAACAGACGCAGCAACCCCUAAACGCCCCGCAAAGCCCAAGCUCGCAUCCGAGCCAAUCUCCGAGGCCCGUACCUUCGCCCCACCCCGGCACGAAUAUGCCCCAAACGUUGAACAUUCCCCAGCCACCCCAGCCGACGCAAGUACAACAACAACAACAACAACAACACCAGUCGCAAAAUCCGCUGCUUCAGCAGCAGCAACCGCUCCAGAGUCAACAACAGCAAAUACAACAACCUGGUCAGCAGUUAUCCGCACAACAGCAGCAACAACAGCAACAGCAACAGCAACAACAAAUGCAACCUGCCCACCAAAUGCAACCGGUACAGCAUCCCGGGCAGGUUCAACUCGGUCAGCCACCACCGCCUCAGCACUCUGCGCCACAACCGGGAAUGCAGCAGCCUCAGGGAGUGCAGAAUCUCUCGAGCCAACAUCCCGGUCUUCAGAGUCUGGGCAGCCAGGUCGCUCAGCAGCAAGGCCUCCAGGCCCCGAGCCCUGCCCACCCCGGACAACAGAUGCAGUCGCAUUUGCAGCCCUACCCGGGUGUCGGUAUUCAUCCGAAAAUGCCCCAGUUCAAGGUCAAGCCUACGGCUGCCCUCAUGCCCGAGCAAGACAAGAGCAAGGAUCCACGCACACCGAAGCCGCAGGGGUACAAAAAGAAGUCGAGGAAAUCCCCGGGUGGCAGCCCGCAUCCGUCGCCUCUGGAAGCGCCGGUCGUCGACUCGUCAAGGGAGGACGUUCAGAGUCCCGCUUACUCGGACAUAUCGGACGACGCUGCGCCUGUCCUCGAGGCUGAGUCCGCCGACAAGGUUAAACAGUGUCAGGACGUAAAGGACGUCAAGCCGGGAGCCCAGAGUCAUCUGCCGCCCCACUUCAGCAUGUAUCCAUACUACAACCAGCCUCCGUACCUCGUGCCCAGUGUGCAGGACAAGUCCGGCGAUCAGAAACCGAGCGAUUUGACGCCCAAGCAGGAAGUCAAGCCGUUGAACAUACCGCAGAUGCCUUCCAUGACGAGCAUGCAGAGCCAGGUUGAGAAAGAGAAGAAGGAAUUGAAUCCACCGCCUCAACAGCAGCCUCAUUAUUACGCCGGGUACGGUGCUUACGCUGGGUAUCCUUACCAGCCCCAGGCGGUUGCGCAGCAGCAGAGUCAACCGAUUGAUCAAGACCCUCACGAGCAGAAACCCAAGAUCAAACAGGAGCCGCAGCAGCAACAGCAGCAGCAGCAGCAACAGCAACAACAACAACAACAACAACAACAACAACAACAGCAGCUGCAACAGCAAUCGAGCCUGAAGGACAAACAGCAUGAGAAUCACCAGAUCCUUAAAGAAAGUAUAGAAAUGAAGAGCCAGAUGAGUCCGUACCACGUCUAUCACAGUUCCCAAGGUCAGAGAGGACCACCCCCGGGACCCGUGCAGGACGAUCGAAGGUACUAUCUGUAUCCGGGUGAACAGAGGCGGAAAGACGACGGGCCGAAACAGAGCCAGCAAGCUAAACCCCCGCCACCGAGUCCGAAGCAUCUACCGAAACAGGAGAAACCGCAGGACCUCGGGAAGUCGGAGGAUGUGAAGAACAAGCAGGAGGGUGUCAAGCCCACGAUGGAGACCCAGGGACCCCCGCCUCCCCCGACCUCACAGUACGCCUACAUUCACCCGAGUUACAUGCAACCCCAGCAUUACCCUCAGCUCGGAUUCGACACAGGUCACCCCGUCUACAGGGGGCUUAGUCCGAUGCUUGUUCCGGCACCGUUCUCGGGGAAUCCUUACCUCCAUCAGUUGCCGAGGUAUCACGCGCCCGAGGAUCUCAGCAGGCCGCCGGGCGGCAAGGCUCUUGACCUUCUUCAGCAUCACGCGAAUCAGUACUACUCAGCGCACAAGAUUCACGAGCUCCAGGAGAGGGCGCUCAAGUCUCCGACCCCAAAAACCUCCGCCGCGUCGUCGAGCCCCUCGUCGACGGGUCCCACGCCUUCGAGGCCCCCCAGCGGGCCCCCGACCUCGGUGGCUGGCCCUGGACCACCCCAAAAUCAGGGCCAGCAGCAGGGAAGCAAACAACAAAAUCAGGGCGGCAAUCAGCAGCAGGGGCCGGGGGACACGGGGGGCGGUAACUCCGGAAAGGAUAACAGGUCGCCGCCACCCCAGAGACACGUUCACACUCAUCACCAUACCCAUGUAGGACUCGGAUAUCCCCUUUUGACGGGGCAGUACUCCGCACCCUACGGAGGUAAGCCUCUUGUCAGACCCUGACAGUAAGGCUCCCGGCGAUCCAAGGCGCACACUCGGUAAAAAAGAAAUAUAAUGAAAUUGAAAAAGCGAACUUUGCAGGCAGGUAUAUAACGUGAGUGAGAAAGAGAGAGAUUUAUUUAGGGAGAAUGUCUCGCGGGUUACUUGGGAUCUGCGGAUCUUUGAUUGUAAAUAAAAGUAAAUACCCGCGAGGCUAUCACAGGCGAGCCGUUUUUCUCUUCAAUUACAUGCAGGAGAACGACACACUUGGUUAGAUAGUAUGUUGAUAUAUAUGAGGACUAUCGAUACAUAAGUACGUCGAUUGCUCGCCCACUAAGCACGUAUCCAUUGCCUAGCUUGCAUGUCAACGCCAUUAGGAAUCGUCGGAGAGAGCCACGCUUUAAACCAGAAGCCAUAAUAUGUUACAAUUUAUGCAUCGGAAUUUUCGUCACUAUACGAACGCUCGGCUAUUACCACUUCGAUGUGAUGCCGAUGAAACGCGGUUCUUUUUUAUACCCCGUUUCUUUAUUUUAUUUUAUUUUAUUUUAUUUUAUUUUUCCCCCUUUGGGUUCGUUAUUAGCGCAUUAUAUUUUCGUUCGAUCAAACCUGUUUCAAACUAAACGGACGGACGAGCGAACGAACGAUGAUGAAUAUCAUCAUCGUCAUUAUUAUUUUCAAUACUAGCAGAAGACUUGACGAAGCAACGUAACUGAACAAGUUAUCGGCCCAAGCACCGAAUACCGUAGUGCACCAUAUUGGUGCGUGUCGACGAAUUGAAAAUGAAUUAAAAGAUGUAACGUUGUAUCAGUUCCUUCGUGUGAGUGUGAAUGAAAGAGAAUGAACGUGCAGAGAGAUACGGUGAGAAUGAGUGAGCAAACGAAUCAUGUGUGUGUGUAAGGAGACGUUGUUCGAGGCAAAAGUUUGCUGUAACUGUAUUAAAACGUUGGACCGAGA